ACGUCAUCCACCCAACCAGAAUUAACUGGGAACGGAAUGGCCUCUUGGUCUCAUUUUUUUGUUUUCUUUUACCACUGUACUUCCCGGACCCGGUCCAAGGUAAUUUACCUCGACGUUCUGUAUCCAACAAUCAAUACGCUUUCCACGAAUCUGUAGUUUUUCGUCUGUCGCAACGUCAAGCGGUUGCAUUUUUGCAUUUUUUUUUUUCGCAUUUCUGCUUGCUCAGGCCUGUCCUGUCAUCACCUAGCAACCAAAGCGCUGUCUUACAAGAGGCUAGUGGUUUAAUACGUUGCAUCUGGGUCUCUGUGCGAGCAUUUCAAUCCCAAGCAGGUUCGGUUCCUUCGUCGCGUCAAUCGAAGCUCCGCAUUUAUCCACACAAAACAAAAUCAUGUCAUACAACAACCAACAACAAUACGGCGGCAACCCGUACGGCCAAGCUCCCGCAACUGAGGCGGGCUACGGCUACGGAAAUGGCGGAAAUGAACAUGAGAUGCAGCAGUAUGGCCAGCCGCAACAACAACAACAAUAUGGCCAAGGUCAGAACGGCUACGGCUACGGCCACGGCCAACAACAGCAAGAACCCGCCGGACCGCCCGUCAUGUCUCAGCAGGACUUCCUCGGCCAGGUGACGUUUACGCGGGGCGAGAUCAACAGGCUGACGUCGGACGUGCAAACGAUUGCGACGCUGCACUCGCGCUCCCUCCAAGGCGGCGAUGCGGGCGCGCAGCAGCAGCUGGAGCAACAGAUCGCCGAGACGUCGCGCCGCACCACGUCGAUCCGCACUACCAUCAAGCAGCUCAAGAAGGACGUCGAGCACACGCAGGACGGCAGCCGCUCCAUCAAGGAGAGGCAGUGGAACACCCUCAACGACACGUUCAAGCAGGAGCUGAGGAACUACAUCCAGGAGGAGCAGAGGUACAAGGAGGGUUACCGCGAGCAGAUUGCCAGGCAGUACCGUAUCGUCAACCCGGAUGCGUCGGAAGAUGAGGUCCGUCGGGCGGCCGACCAGAACUGGGGCGAUGAGGGAGUUUUCCAACAGGCUCUGAGGCAAAACCGGGUCGCCCAAGGCCAGGCCGUUCUCGGUGCCGUUCGUGCUCGCCACAACGAGAUGCGUCAAAUCGAGGAUUCGAUCGUGGAACUGGCAAAGAUGUUCGAGGACCUCGAUACCCUGGUCAUCCAGCAGGAGCCCAUUGUGCAGCGGGUCGAGCAGCAGGCCGAGGACACGACGCAGAAUCUCAACCACGCCAACACGGAGGUCAAGAAGGCCGCCGAUCACGCCAAGAACCGCCGCAAGCUCAAGUGGUGGUGCCUCGGCAUCACCACCGUCAUCAUUAUCGCCAUUAUCGUUGCCAUAGUCGCCGCCGGUUUUACACAGUGCUGGUGGCCGUCUGAGCAGUGCAAGAAAAGGAAUGGCAACACCCAGUAGGUGGCUGGUAGACGGAGUAGCCCGGAGAAGCGACCGAUUUGAUAAUUUCUAUAUUGAGACGAAUGGGGUUUGUCAGAGCAUCACCAAGGUAUUAUUUUUGCUGCUUUGGGGAUGAGAUUUUACAAGUAUGAUACCAAGUUUAGCGAGAGGGAUGCGAGAAUGAUGCUUUCUUGAUAACCGAAUGGUUCUUGGCUGUAUAUUCCGCUUGGGCUGCCAAGUUACAGAUGGCACAGGGACUGUAAUAGGAUAACGUACAUAUAAUUCAAUGAUCUAUUUUCUCUUCCG
Molecule: messenger RNA, 1711 nt
Organism: Pyricularia oryzae 70-15
Lineage: Eukaryota; Fungi; Ascomycota; Sordariomycetes; Magnaporthales; Pyriculariaceae
Exons: 3
Coding region: 389-1426 (345 amino acids)
Biological process (GO): intracellular protein transport; vesicle fusion; exocytosis
Cellular component (GO): endomembrane system; plasma membrane; SNARE complex
Molecular function (GO): SNARE binding; SNAP receptor activity
Source: RefSeq, a predicted model, not a curated record